Messenger RNA from Caenorhabditis elegans, 1822 nucleotides. RefSeq names its product BTB domain-containing protein (gene pei-1). Bases 48 to 1745 code for a protein of 565 amino acids. The record is from RefSeq and is marked reviewed. The transcript has 10 exons. Lineage: Eukaryota; Metazoa; Nematoda; Chromadorea; Rhabditida; Rhabditidae.
UCAAUUAUUGAUUCAUCACUGUGAAAUCGAAUCAAGACAAGAACAUAAUGUUUUUCUCAAACUCGUUACACGCUAACGCUGCUCCACAGCAUUUCGAGCGUAUUGCAAAAAUUCUGCAGGCAAAACGACGGGCUGGAGAUUUUAGCACUUGUGAUGUGAAAAUUCAGUUGAAAACUGGAUUUGAUAUGGUUCAUUCGGUUGUUAUUUGUGCUCAUUCGGAUGUCUUCAGUGAGACUUUCGACAAUCAACGUGCACCUUAUCAGCCAUUCAAUAUGACUGAUUUCGAUCCAGAUAGCGUGAGACGUGUAUUUGAUUGGAUGUAUUCUGGCGAAAUUGACAUUCCGGAGACUACAAUUGCUGAUGUGCUUGCUGUUGCUUCGUAUCUUCGUGUGACCAUGUUGCAACGUCAAAUUGAACAAAAGAUUCUAAACCACAAUGGAUCACCAAUUAUGGCUCUCAAUAUUGCAUCGGCGCGUGCUUUUUCGGUUAUGGAUCAUACAAUGAACGACUUGGUCCAUGGAUUUACAGAGAAAAUGACUGGGUUGGGCAUUGAUGAGGUGGCAAAACUCACUGCUAACUCAAUGAUUGCUGUAAUGGCAGCAGUUCUUCCAAUGAAAAAGAAGGUUCCACUCGUUAAUAUGUUCAUCUCUUGGAUCGUUUGUAAACAGCCGGAAAGGGAAACAAUCAAUACGAUCAUUCAAAGUCUGGUGAUUAGUGACAUCACUUAUGACACAUUGUAUGCUAUUCGUUACUCGCUGAAACAAUACCUCACAAAUUCGGAAAUCGCCUCGAAAUCCCAACUGACGAUCUCUCCAAGUGGCACUAUUGAAAUUAAGAUUGUACCCAAAAAAGAGAGCAUGGUAUCUGAGAAGAGUAGUUCGUUGCAUUCUGUUGUCGAGCUUCCACCCAAUCAGUAUUAUCGGACACGUUCCGAGAUCUCUGCAAUUGAUAAGAUGCCCGAUCCGUUCGUCAGAAAUCUUCCGAGAACCCAAUCUGCAAGUAGUAUGAUAGCUCGUCCAAGAAGCAGUGGCGGUUUCCCACAGUAUUUCACUCGAAGCGAAGUUGAGGAUCUUCAACAGAUGACCGAUCCGUUUAGUAAAUCUGAACGUGGAAUGACUCCAACUAGAGGACCACCAAUGGGAUUCAGCAGUGUCCAGUGCACUGUCAAAUAUCCAGGAUGGUCGAAGGAUGUGAUGGAGACUAACAAGGAAAUGUAUAAGCAGUGCAAGAUGAAUGGAAGAUACAUUUUAUCGGAAGCACAAACCGAAUCAAAUGCUCCAGUAUUUUUGAGACCAGCUGUUGGCGGAAAGGUUUCCAGCUCUCGUGGCGCUUUGAGCAACUUGAGCAACUCGGAGCAAAACAAAAAGUAUGGAAGAGGAGUCACUCAAAGUUUUUCUGGACAUUCUCUGAACGACAAUGACCCCAUGCCAAAGGAACAUGAUCCAAAAGUGCAACCAUCAGUGAUAAUUUCUUGUUUGUCCCUUCCAACAACUUCGCCCGUAUCUGUGGUUAAACCGAAGAUGACUGGGGUUAAGAAAACGGAUUCAGAGAUUAUGGAGAUCAAUGCAUUGCCAUCUUCUUUCAAUUCCAAUUCUUUCUACACUGCAAAAACUAGCAAUACUUCUGGUCAUUCGAAUGAUCAAUCUGCUGGCAAAUCGGAAAAGUCACAAAGAUCUCAGAAGUCGGAGAAGUCUCAAAAGCUCAAGAAACCAAUUCCACAAUCCCAGUAUUUGUACCCCAACUAGGCAGUUUACGAAAUCAAACAAUCAAUCAAUCUGUAUUAUUCAAUUACUCAAUCUCGGAGAAUAAAGUUUUUAGAGUU